This is a messenger RNA of Raphanus sativus (radish), 2155 nucleotides long. RefSeq names its product protein RIK-like. Bases 107 to 1903 code for a protein of 598 amino acids. NCBI's taxonomy places the organism in Eukaryota, Viridiplantae, Streptophyta, Magnoliopsida, Brassicales, Brassicaceae. Gene Ontology annotation, cellular component: nucleus. The record is from RefSeq and is a predicted model, not a curated record. Gene Ontology annotation, molecular function: RNA binding. The transcript is spliced from 13 exons.
AAUUGGAGGCCGUCCGAUUAUUCCAUCUGAUUGAUUCUUCUUCUUCGUAGCCGUGAAAGAAAUCCUAAAGAUUCCAACUUUCUGCAUCAGAGAAGGGUUGUGAAAGAUGACAGACAACGGAGACUCGGCUAGGGUUCCUCCUAGCGAUUCGGCUACAGCGAACGAUGAUGCUUCUCCUCGAACGAGGCCAAGGAGAAAGAGAAAGUGGGAUCAGCCAGCGGAGCAGCUUGUUGCAGCUGGACUUGUGCUUCCUCCUUUAUUACCCAAUGCUUUCAAUCUUCUUCCUCAUCCACUUCCUAAACUUACUAUUCAAGAUGAGCUGACCAUAGCUAGAGAAAUCGUUAUCAACGAUGCUGAGGCUUCUCUUAGGCACAAGCUUACUAAACGCUCCACUCAAGAAGAUAUUCAGAGGUCUACUGGUGCUGUGGUGAUUACUAGGGGCAAGUAUCGUCCUCCAAAUGCACUUCCUGAUGGCGAAAAGCCCUUAUAUCUUCACAUAUCUGCUGCUGCCCAUUUAAAAGAGACUACAGAGCGAGUUUUAGCUGUUGAUCGUGCAGCAGCUAUGAUUGAGGAGAUGACGAAACAGAAAACAAACUCACAGGUCGGGUUGGUUGGUUCUCAGACCGUCAAGAUGCUGAACACAUGCGUUUAUUUGGGUUUUGAAGCUGACCCUUCAUCUAAUUUUGCUGCUCGUAUUCGUGGUCCUAAUGAUCAGUAUAUAAAUCACAUUAUGAAUGAAACAGGAGCAACCGUCGUACUAAGAGGGCGUGGUUCAGGGAGCCUUGAGAACCAACAUAAUGAAGAAGCACAGCAGCCAUUGCAUCUGUUAUUGUCUAGUAGCAAUCCGAAGAGCGUUGACGAUGCAAAACGUUUAGCUGAGAAUCUUAUGGAUACAAUCAGUGUAGAAUUCGGGGCUUCAAGGGUUUCCUCAAGCAAGGUGUAUGGAGCUGUACCACCACCACAGCAACUGCUUGCUGGAGCUCCGAGUCCUGAAAACGCGCAAAAGCCAAAUUUGAGUUCAGCAUAUGGUUUGAUGACAUCGCUACCUAUCAUAUCAACGCCAAAUGCUGUUAAUCAGUUUCCAGUUCCUCCAGCAACAACUCUUUAUCCUCAGUUUCCAGUGUUGCAGCAGCCUCCAGGGAUCUCAAAUAGUGGCCAUUUGCGACCAAGUCCAGUCAGUUACUUACAACCUGUGGCUGGAGGAACUAGCUAUAGUGGGUAUGCAGGAAUAUACCCUCAAGCCACUCCACUGCAACAAGUUGCUCAAGUCCUUAAGCAAUCUGUUUCUCCUGUUAUCUCCACCGUGCCUCCUACUUUGUUGACAGCUGCGUCCUUAUCAAAGCCAAGUGAUAUUUCAAGUCAGGAAAAGGAAAGGCGUCCUCCCCAAAAGAGAAAGUUUCAGGAGCUACCAGCUGAUUGUAAGAUCCCACCAAAAUCCAAAGAGGGUAUUCUUAAUAUUGGAGGCACCAUGUCAUUCUUGCUUUUGGCGAUCAGAAUCAGAACCUUUUAUACGUUUAAAACGUCCUUCAAAAGUCAUGACAUGUCUCCCUUGUGUAUCUGUUCCUAUCAUUUGUUGCAGCAGUCAGAGUUAGCAGUGGGAGGUGAAGCUGCUCCAAAGAAUAUAGUUGAGCCGAGAUCAAAUGGAGUGCCAUCACUGCAUUCGUCACGAUCCUUGAUGCCUCCUCCUCCACCAAAGACAAUCCCACCACCACCUUCUAGGGCUGUGUCGCCUCCAUCAUCGAGAACCAUGCUUCCUCCACCACCGAGAUUUACACCAUCAAAGCAACCUCAAGCUCCAAGAUCACAAGACGACCAAAUCUCUAUAAAGAAACCAAAUCCAGUUCCAGAUACUUUAAUCAAGCUGAUGGAGUAUGGGGAUGAUGAAGACGACGAUGAAGACUAGACAUUGACAGUGUAGUGGUAGAUGAUGCAACCAUCUGAUUUGGCAACAAAAUGCCGCCAAGGCUACGUUUGAAACAUUAGAAUGUUUGGGUCUUGUUUUAUUUUACCUGCAUGGCUUAGGGUCCUGAUAUAAAGUUUUAAGACAUUAGCUACACUUGUCUUGCAAGCUAUUACUAUGGCUGAUUUUGUGAUGCCCUUUUUGUUGUACCUCUUUACCAUUAAUACACACCUUAGAGAAACCUUUCCCAAGUUA